This is a messenger RNA of Orbilia oligospora ATCC 24927, 864 nucleotides long. RefSeq lists its product as uncharacterized. The transcript has 2 exons. The record is from RefSeq and is a predicted model, not a curated record. Bases 1 to 864 code for a protein of 287 amino acids. NCBI's taxonomy places the organism in Eukaryota, Fungi, Ascomycota, Orbiliomycetes, Orbiliales, Orbiliaceae.
AUGCGGUUUCUUAACCCCAAAUCCGGCCGUAUGGCUGUCCUUUUGCUCGGAUUAUCAGUCCAAUUAGCCUAUGGGGAGAUGUUACAACUCUCAGUUAAUGAAUUCGAUACUUUGGCCCGAAAUAAAUUCUUGGUGCUCCACGAUUUAUCAAAAACGCUUAAAGCUUUGAUCACUAAGGUCACUAGCAGAGCUACCUUCGGUCCCGGUGCAGUAGGCUCAGCCCAUUGGCCCACCCUUGAGACCAUAGUAGCCCGAUCUUCCGCCGGAAUCGUCAAUGCGGGACGGCAAACCGCAGUUGCCGAACCACGAAGUGCUACAAUCGCCAAUGACCUUGCAGCUAUUGUCAGAAACAUACCAAAUCUCCAGAUAACCCUUCAUCGGGAUACUUGGUCCGAUAGGGAAGGACAACCAUACGCACAGAAUCUUUGGGAUCGAAUUAAAGAGUUUUCUAAUUAUCUUACCGAUGGCGGGGUAGUUAAUAUAAACAAGGCUACUUCGCUUCUAUCAUGGGUGUAUAACGCCGAAUUUGACCCGAUAGUCGGUAUAUAUACCCUUGACACCAAUAAAAAGGACAUACUUGAAAUCGCAGUCGGUGCAGUAGCUGGUGACCUCGAAACCGAGACAUCUAAACUGCUAGGCCUUGAUUUUAAUUACCGUUCAUCUAUCAGUCGAAUUUUGGACGUUCAGCUCGUUAGGAGUUCCAUAUCCCUUCUACACAGGAGCUCCAGCGAUAUUGUGCAGUUUAUGGGAGACUAUGCUGAUGAUUUUGCUGAUCUCAAAGAUGACCUUGAGGAUCUCGAGGUGCAGGGCGGUCCCAUUACAACGACUACUAAUAUCCCGAAUAUUAGGGGCUUUUCCCUGUAG